Molecule: messenger RNA, 381 nt
Organism: Penicillium longicatenatum
Lineage: Eukaryota; Fungi; Ascomycota; Eurotiomycetes; Eurotiales; Aspergillaceae
Exons: 1
Coding region: 1-381 (126 amino acids)
Source: RefSeq, a predicted model, not a curated record
AUGAACUCUUAUGUUUCUUUCCCGCAUCCCUCAGGAGAAGUCAAUACGAAGCAGCAUCAAUUUGACGACACAAAGCCACAUGAAUCUCCAAGCUCUAAGCACCAAAAGCAAUCUGCGGAUAUGGAGAACACCGAGCAUGAAAUAAGACUACUUAAAAAACGUCUACGCGAACUACAAUCCAGUAUUCACCGCCACAGGCGCAAGGAAAAUGAGCUUCAAAAACUCUUGUCUAUGCAGCAAUACGAUUUUUACUGCUUUAAGCAAAGCUUUACAGACCUACAGAAGGAAAACCUGGCCCUUGUUACGAAAUGCGAUCGCUACCGAUCCGAGCGCGAUAAAGCACGAUAUCCCACUCUCUUUGCUGAUUGUGGCGCUGCGUAA